AGAAACCCUCACAGGCGACUAAAACCCCCAAUCUCACUUCUUCCUGUGUAGACUCAAAAUGGCUUCCGUCGCUCUUCGUAACCCUACCUCGAAGCGGAUUCUUCCCUUCUCCUCUCAGAUCUACUCGCGCUGCGGUGGCUCCAUUUCUUCUCCUCCUCCCUCGAUCUCGCAUUCAAUCGGAGGAGAUGAUCUGUCUCCUCCGUCAAGUUUCGGAGCUUCUCUGUGGAGAUCGAUGGCUACUUUUACUCGAAAUAAACCUCAUGUGAAUGUGGGAACGAUUGGGCAUGUGGAUCACGGGAAGACUACGUUGACUGCUGCAAUCACAAAGGUUCUUGCGGAAGAGGGCAAAGCGAAAGCUAUUGCCUUUGAUGAAAUUGAUAAAGCUCCUGAAGAGAAGAAGAGAGGGAUUACUAUUGCUACGGCUCAUGUGGAGUAUGAGACUGCUAAGCGUCACUAUGCUCAUGUGGAUUGUCCUGGUCACGCUGAUUAUGUUAAAAAUAUGAUUACUGGAGCUGCGCAAAUGGAUGGUGGGAUUCUUGUGGUUUCAGGUCCUGAUGGACCCAUGCCUCAGACAAAGGAACACAUUCUACUUGCACGUCAGGUUGGUGUUCCAUCACUUGUGUGCUUCCUGAACAAAGUCGAUGUGGUGGAUGAUCCGGAGUUGCUGGAGCUUGUAGAGAUGGAACUGCGUGAACUUCUCAGCUUCUACAAGUUUCCAGGGGAUGAUAUUCCCAUCAUCAGGGGAUCUGCUCUGUCUGCACUGCAGGGCACUAACGAUGAAAUAGGAAGGCAAGCUAUAUUGAAGCUAAUGGACGCUGUUGAUGAAUACAUACCAGACCCUGUUCGUGUGCUGGACAAGCCUUUCUUGAUGCCAAUUGAAGAUGUUUUCUCGAUUCAGGGACGUGGAACUGUUGCAACGGGUCGGAUUGAACAAGGAGUCAUCAAAGUGGGUGAAGAAGUCGAGAUAUUGGGUUUAAAAGACGGACCUCCAAUGAAAUCCACUGUAACUGGGGUCGAGAUGUUCAAGAAGAUUUUGGAUAAUGGACAGGCUGGUGAUAAUGUAGGACUUCUUCUUCGUGGGCUAAAGAGAGAAGACAUCCAGCGUGGAAUGGUAAUUGCUAAGCCUGGCUCAUGCAAGACAUACAAGAAGUUUGAAGCAGAGAUUUAUGUGCUCACAAAGGACGAAGGUGGACGUCACACUGCUUUUCUCUCCAACUACAGGCCUCAGUUUUACUUGAGGACUGCAGAUAUCACGGGAAGAGUAGAGUUACCAGAAGAAGUGAAGAUGGUUAUGCCUGGUGACAAUGUCACUGCAGUUUUCGAGCUUAUCAUGCCUGUCCCACUCGAAAUAGGUCAAAGAUUUGCUCUGAGGGAAGGAGGUAGAACAGUUGGAGCUGGUGUUGUGUCAAAAGUGAUGACUUAGGGAGUUCUCAAAAGGCACAUUCUUACGUUCUCUCUAGGAACCCAUCAGUGAUGUGUUUUGUUUCCUUUUGGUUUCACUGCUUUGAAAUAACACAGAAACAUAUCUUAAGUUUCCAUCGAGAAGAUUAGUAUUUUCUGCAAUUGUUUAGUAUUUUAAUAUGUUUUGAGUCUUAAUUAUACCACUUGAACCGCACGGCCGUGCGGGUAUCUGUUUUUUUACUUUACUAUUUAAAUGUUUAUUGGUUAGUAUUUUAAACA
Brassica napus (rape) is the source of this 1680-nucleotide messenger RNA. RefSeq names its product elongation factor Tu, mitochondrial. NCBI's taxonomy places the organism in Eukaryota, Viridiplantae, Streptophyta, Magnoliopsida, Brassicales, Brassicaceae. The transcript is spliced from 12 exons. Gene Ontology annotation, molecular function: GTP binding; translation elongation factor activity; GTPase activity. Bases 59 to 1423 code for a protein of 454 amino acids. Gene Ontology annotation, cellular component: mitochondrion. The record is from RefSeq and is a predicted model, not a curated record. Gene Ontology annotation, biological process: mitochondrial translational elongation.